AUGUGCAAGCGUUCCACCUUGCUCAUGUUGGUAAAUCAGUGGCUUCUGGAGAAGAAUAUUGUAUUAGUGAGACCCAGGUAUGGAGAGACAGGUCGGAGAGUGGAGUGCGGACAGGGGGCGAGCGUGAUGCUCCCAGCUCCCAACGUCUCCUCCUCCGGAUAGAUGCACACUCGGAACACAAAGCAAUGCACCGAACACGACAAUGACCCGUAAGCCCGACCUCUAGCGACAAUGCUAGAACGUUCCUACUGGACAAGUGUCCAACGUACCACAUACCAACGUACCGACUUACACCUACGGUCCGUUGUACGAUCCUUACGUGUGUACAAUCUACCGAACUACCACAAAGAGUAUUCGCAGAACACUCGGCAUGACAACCUACGAUCGACAGUUCUGCAAUUAAAAAUAUCCAAUCAGAUGUUCUACCGCAGCUCAGGCGAUACAUAAGACCGCUACCACGAACACCCUCCCUGGGGGGCUUUUGUAUCUACUAGACCAAAUACAUUUACUUCGCAUGUAUGAAAGCAAAAAAAAAAAGAACAGACUUCUAUUUCCUUGAGCCUAAUACAAAGUCGCGGUGAACUUCAAAAAGGUCUC
Molecule: messenger RNA, 597 nt
Organism: Ectocarpus sp. CCAP 1310/34
Lineage: Eukaryota; Phaeophyceae; Ectocarpales; Ectocarpaceae
Source: the annotation of a GenBank genome assembly